GUUCUCGAAGGAAAACAAAGUGUUUUCAGGUUACUAACUCGAAGUAGGAAAUUUGUGUCUGAAACUUGCAUAAACUCUCUCCCAAUGCGGCCACGAUUUGGCGAGAAAUCGUGGCCGAGUAGAAUGAUGUUUCCUCUAGUUUUGUUGGCUGGUUUCUGUGCAGUUUGCCAUGGGAAACCUUGGGUUAGAGCCCGCGAAGACCCCGAGAUCAACAUGAACGUGAGCCAAAUGAUCCAAUACCAUGGGUACCCUGUGGAGAACUAUGACGUCACUACAAAAGAUGGCUACAUUAUAUCGAUCCAGCGAAUACCAUUUGGGCAAAACGGCAAGUGCAAGGAUUUUCCCAAUAAACCAGUGAUAUUUGUACAGCAUGGCUUACUGUGUUCAUCUACAAACUGGGUUGCUAAUUUGCCCAAUGAGAGCCUGGCCUUUAUCCUUGCUGAUAAUUGCUUUGACGUCUGGCUUGGUAAUGUCAGGGGUAAUACCUAUGGCAUGAGACAUGUGAAUGUCUCUAUUCACUCAGAUGCAUUCUGGGAUUUUAGCUGGGAUGAAUUUUCAAAGUAUGAUCUCACAGCAAUGAUUGACAAGGCCCUAAAAGUGUCAAAUGUACCCUCUCUCUACUAUGCUGGCCAUUCCCAGGGGACAAUGAUGAUGUUUGCCGAAUCAUCCUGCAACAAAGAUCUUGCGAGUAAGAUAAAAGCACACUUCGCUCUGGGUCCUGUGACAACAAUUGGACACAUUGAGAGUCCCAUCAAAUAUUUGGCAAACUUUGUUCCAGAAGUAGAGGAUCUGUUCAAGAUAUUUGGUAUCCAUGACUUCCUGCCGAAUAAUGAGAUCAUGAGAAUACUAGCUGUUCUUUUCUGUGAGCCACUUGGGAUUCGCGAUGUCUGUUCUGAUGUCAUCUUCAUUCUAGACGGCUUUGAUCAAUCACAACUCAACAUGACAAGACUUCCAGUAUACAUAUCACAUACACCAGCUGGGACUUCAGUCAAGAAUAUGAUCCACUAUGCCCAGAUGUACAAGUCUAAGAAGUUUGAGAUGUAUGAUUAUGGAAAAGAUAAUAUGAAACGUUAUGGCCAGAACACUCCGCCUCAGUACAACAUCUCCGCUAUCACAGUGCCAACCAUGCUAUACUGGGGCGGCAACGAUUGGCUGGCAGAUCCUGAUGACGUCAGCCUACUAAUGAAGGCCCUGCCCCCAAAGACUCUGAUUGACAACAAGGAGCUGAAGGCGUGGCAGCACUUAGAUUUCAUCUGGGGUCUGGAUGCUGCCGAGCUUGUGUAUGAUGACAUAAUCACGCGGAUCAAGAAAAUGGAGGGCAUUUAUUAGAGGCAGGCCUGCUUUGAAUGUGGUUGUGUGCCGUUUUGUAACUGUCGUGACUUUUGUGUUACACUGUCGCGUGACGUUGUGUGACUGUCGUGAUUUUUUGUGACUGUUGUGUGACUGUCGUGAACGUUGUUUAACACUGCCGUUUUGUGACUUCAAUACCUUUGGUCCCAUCCAUAUGUGAUCGCAAGAAGGCAGUAGUGCAUCUUUGCACACGACACCGGAUGUUCAACAUCCGUGGUGUAACAUCGGUGGUGCAAUGACACUUGUGCAACAACACUGCUGCAAAAUUAUUAUCGUUUGACGUAAUGUUGAUUAUUUUUUAUUCAAAUUGGUGGCGCUAUUUAGUAUUACAAUUACAACCGAAAAUACGUCUAAAGAAGUGAAGCGAAGUGUUUUAACCUUUUUAUCUCAAAUGACGACUUUGUAAAAACUGUAAACUGUUUGAAGCUGUGAUGAUUUGUAUUGGAAAUGCAAAAACCGAAAAAGUGUGCAUUCUUGCACACGACACAGGAUGUUCCAACAUCAGUGGUGCAAUAACACUUGUGCAACAACACUGCUGCAAAAUUAUUAUCGUUUGAGGUAAUUUUGACUAUUUUUUAUUCAAAUUGGUGGCGCUAUUUAGUAUUACAAUUACAACCGAAAAUACGUAUAAAGAAGUGAAGCGAAGUGUUUUAACCUUUUUAUCUCAAAUGACGACUUUGUGAAAACUGUAAACUGUUUGAAGCUGUGAUAAUUUGUAUUGAAAAUGCAAAAACCGAAAAAGAAAUAAGUUUAAUAAAAAGCAAAAAUGUCA
Molecule: messenger RNA, 2122 nt
Organism: Nematostella vectensis (starlet sea anemone)
Lineage: Eukaryota; Metazoa; Cnidaria; Anthozoa; Actiniaria; Edwardsiidae
Product: lipase lipl-1
Exons: 7
Coding region: 85-1329 (414 amino acids)
Biological process (GO): lipid metabolic process
Molecular function (GO): hydrolase activity, acting on ester bonds
Source: RefSeq, a predicted model, not a curated record